Molecule: messenger RNA, 1087 nt
Organism: Alexandromys fortis (reed vole)
Lineage: Eukaryota; Metazoa; Chordata; Mammalia; Rodentia; Cricetidae
Gene: Plac1
Product: placenta enriched 1
Exons: 2
Coding region: 249-767 (172 amino acids)
Source: RefSeq, a predicted model, not a curated record
GGAAAAAGGGAGAGGGUGAACAUGCUCAGCCAUCUCCUGAAAGCCAUAUAUAACAGGAAGAGUUCAGGCAUCAGGAUUCCCGUCUAAGGGGCCAGCCUCAUCCUCUCUCUAGCCCUUCCCUCGUGCUCGACUCGGAGAAAGCAGGACUCACAACCUCAGAAUUCUCAGAGUCAAAGAUUUCUCUUUUUAAAAUUCCUUCUCUGACGCGUUCUUGCCUCCUGUGAGUUGCUACCCAACCAACGGCAACAAUGAAGCUCUUCAAGUUCCUUGCAACGAUGGUCUUCUUCUCCACGUUCUGCAGCUUCUCGGAGCAAAAUCAGGUGGAUGUGCUGUGCUCGACCGAUUGGUUCAUGGUCACAGUCCACCCCUUCUUGCUGAAUAAUGAUGUGUUCGUCCACUUUUAUGAGGUGCAUUUGGGCCUGGGAUGUCCUCCCAACCAAGUUCACCCCCACUUCUACGAGUUUACCUACCGCGUGACGGAAUGUGGCAUCCGCGUCAAGGCCGUUUCUCCAGAUGUGGUUAUCUACAGCUCGGAGAUUCACUAUGCUUCCAAGACCUCAUCAUCUAGAUAUGUGAUCCCUGUGUCGUGUGCUGCCCCUCGACGAUCCCCGUGGCUCACCAAGCCCUACUCCACGAAAGCUGGAAACAAUAACAACGCCGCGACCCCGAAGAAUGAGACGUCCUACCACGUGUUCAGCUUGCCAGAGCCGAGCCCGCAAGUUAACUGCAGCUGUCCACCUUCUGUCUUCCAGCAGAAGAGCAUGUAAGGCCCACGUCAGGGACAGAGUCUUCGGAGGCCCAUCUUGUGUAGUCGUCUAACACCACUGACUACUUCUGGGACUCGCGUGUUCACUCAAAUGGCAUGAGAAAACCCAUGUAGUGCCCAGAUUUGGAGGUUUCUGAAAGACCUGUUCCUAGAAUUAGGAUAUAGCAUUUUCUACUGCCAGUCAGAUAAAUGCCAUUAUGGCUUUUUAAGAAGAAUUUGGUGAAGGGCCGAUUGAUAUAUAGCUGAUUAUGCCUUCCUUUUUUAUUUUUACUAUUUUUGUAUCUUUUAAAAAAAUAAUAAAAUUCUGAUGGCACAAAAGUA